CGCAAUGCUACCAACAUAAUGUCCCGCCGCGACGCAAAAUUCUGUAGAAAUCACCGCAUUUGAAGAGCAAAUUAUAAAAAUUUAGUGUAAAUUCAGACAAUGGCAGACUUUAAAUCAAAAAGACAUGAAAAGUCUUUGGGUUUACUAACAACAAAAUUCGUAUCAUUGCUUCAAAAAGCCAAGGAUGGUGUUUUGGAUUUGAAAAUCGCGACGAACUUGCUCGCCGUAAGACAGAAAAGAAGAAUAUAUGACAUAACAAACGUGUUGGAAGGAAUCGGGCUUAUUGAGAAGAGAAGUAAGAACAGUAUACAAUGGAAAGGUGCAGGACCGGAUUGCAAAACAAGUGACAUUGGUCAUAAAGUUAUACUUUUGAGGAAACAGAUUGGGCGCCUGGACGAUCAGGAGCGAUUACUUGAUAAACAGUUACAUUGGAUUGAACAAAGUAUAAAAAAUGUGCUGGAUGAUACAGAUAACAGCAAGUUAUGUUAUGUAAUGGAUAAAGAUAUACAGGGGUGUUUUGAAGAUAAACAAAUACUUGUGUUAGAAGCACCAUUAGGUGCACAAUUAUCACUUGGCUCUGUACCUAGUAAGCAGAAAUUCUUUACUGAAAUGCGGCACAGUGGAAUAUCAAGAACCAAAUGUGUUGUUCCAGAACAACAUUAUUAUUUACAUUUAAAAUCAACAGAAUCUGUUGGAGUUAUACUUUUAAGUGAUAAUGAAAGUGAUAAGGAAACUGAAGAUGACUCAAAUAUGGACGACCUAGAAGUGAAAAAACUAACAGAAAGCGGUAGUGACGACAAUAAAUAUAGUAGCAAUUAUCUCAUGAGACUGAGCCCACCUGUGACAAAACACGACUUCUCGUUUUCUUUACAUGGCACGGAAGGACUUUGUGAUUUAUUUGAUAUCCCAUGCUAGCAGUAUUGUGACAUGACAUUUUUAUGAACUUUUUUUGUUUUAAAGACAUUUUUUAUGACACUAUUUUUGAUCAUGUUGAACUUUAUUGUAUAAGUAUACUAAAAUUGUAAAUAAAAUUUGUAAAUAUGAAAAAUCAUUUUGGAUUAAAUGAAAGGAAAUAAAUUGUUAGAAUAUAUGUAUACACA
Molecule: messenger RNA, 1100 nt
Organism: Spodoptera exigua (beet armyworm)
Lineage: Eukaryota; Metazoa; Arthropoda; Insecta; Lepidoptera; Noctuidae
Source: the annotation of a GenBank genome assembly